Molecule: messenger RNA, 7081 nt
Organism: Amphiprion ocellaris (clown anemonefish)
Lineage: Eukaryota; Metazoa; Chordata; Actinopteri; Pomacentridae
Gene: efcab6
Product: EF-hand calcium binding domain 6
Exons: 30
Coding region: 12-4562 (1516 amino acids)
Molecular function (GO): calcium ion binding
Source: RefSeq, a predicted model, not a curated record
CUUUCACCAGUAUGACCAAGCUGCAGCCUCUUAACCCUGGACUGGGAGAGCUGGUCAUGGGCUCACGGCCUUACAUAGCUCCAUCCACUACCCUCUCCUCUGCAGGAUGGGAACAGACAGGAGAGGAACGCAGGAGGACGUGGAUCCUCAAAAACAGAGCUCGCCCAGUGACCUCCCAUCCAGACCUGCAGCUCACUCUGGAGCAGGUGGAGCCUCUGAUUUACAGCAGACUGGUGAACAUCCAGUCAUCCCUCAGGGCAGCUGAUCCUCAUGGGACAGGUCUGGUGAGCAAAGAGGAGUUCAGACGAGUCCUGAAGAGUCUGCUGCCUGUCAGCCAGAACCAGCUCAACUCUAUCCUCAGUGAGGUGUGUGAGAGGAGUGCAGCGACAGUGGACUACAUGCAGUUUGUGAGGAGGUUCGGCCGAGCUCCUGCAGCCCGUAGAGCCUGUAGCAGCAGCAGCAGCAGCAGCAGCAGCAGUGUGAGGCGUGAUGGACGGAGCACUUCCAUGUCCCUGUCUGAAAUACAGAAGCACCUCAAAGAUAAGAUCGGAGGCAACCUGAGGGCUGUGAUCAGACUGUUCCGCCUGUUUGACUACAAGCGAGAAGGACGCAUCCAGCAGCAAGAGUUCCGCCACAUCCUGGACAACUACUGCAUCCGGCUGACAGAUGAGGAGUUUCACAGGUUGUGGAAUCACUACAGUCCCAAUAGCAUGACCACCAUUUACUAUGAAGUGUUCCUGGACAAGCUCGGCUUUGGUGACAACUUUCAGAUUGCUCCAGUCUGCACUAAGCUUGAGGUGUCCAGCCGAGGAACAACUCAAUGUGAGAAAGUGAAACAGAGAAUGCAGAGACCAGAAUCUCCGACCAGCUCGUGUGAUGCACCAUCAGUCCUGCCACACAGGAAGCUGCAGACUCUCUUCUACAACAAGAUGUGUAUGAACUCCACCCCAGUGUGGCGAGCGCUGCUGGCCUUCGACAACAUCCACUCUGGCCUGGUAAAACAGGAUGUCCUCAGGGCCAUUCUGAGCAGCUUUAUAUUUCCCAUGAACCCUUUCUCUUUUCAGAAACUGACCAGCCGCUAUGGUGUGGGAGCAACAGGACCAGUGAGGUGGAAGCACUUCUUGGGUCAUUUCACGAAGCCGUUCAGUGCAGAGCGAGAUGCAAAUUUUCACUCUGACAGGGCCUCUGAACUGGCUGCCCCAGAUGUGGACAACUUGGAUUUGAACAAAAUGUAUCCUCAUCUGAAAGAGAUCCUCCGCGUCCUAACCACGAAAGGUUGCAUCACCAGAGCAGACCUGCUGUAUUUUCUGGAGAGACCAGGUGGGACCCAGCUACGAACCUCCCAGCCUCGCCUUCCCCGUUCACAGAUCACAGAGCUGCUCAAUGUACUGGACCCCGAACACACUGGUGUAAUCCAGCUGGCCAGGCUGGAGAGUCUCCUGCCCAGCAUCACUUCUCAUCGCAAGGUCAAUUCAGAACCAUUGGAAGCCCCUGCGGAGACCCCAUACAUCCAUGAAGACAAAGAAGACACUGCUGAGGAGCAAAAAACAGCAGAUGAGAAGCAGACCACACAGUGGGCCGAUAAAGCGUCUGUGGCAUCUGCUUCAUGGAGAACAGUGGAGGGUUUGCUGCUGGACAAGCUGUGUGAGCAGCUCAGCUCAGUGCUGGCAGCUCUGAAGCUGUAUGACCCUCAGCACACUGGAUACAUCACACAGGAAGAUCUGAAGAAGGUUUUAAGCUGCUAUGGCAUGCCCAUUUCAGACACACACUUCAAAAAACUCUGCAUGUCCUCCUCCAGCUCUAGACUGGGUAGAGCUGGCAGCUCCUCCACAAUGGUUUCCUACAGCGACUUCCUCAGAAACCUGGGAGUACCUCUAACAGAUGUAACAAACACAUCCUGCUGCUCCCACAACAACACAGCUCAUACUGAGAGACCAUCCACAUCAUCUCAGUCCACACUGCAGUCCAUCAGACAACAGAGUCCCUGCAGCCAGCAGACUGGUCUGGACACCUCUGAUAUCCUGGACGUGGUUUUCCAGAGGAUGAGGCUGAGAUUAGAACAGCGUCAAACCAGCCUGAGUGACCAUAUCCGGGCCCUCAUCCACACAGCUGAUGAAGAUGAACAGACGUUGUCAGAGGCCGAUGUUCAGAAGAUGCUAGAGGACAGCUGGGUCUUCCUGGAUGAUAAGCAUUUCAGCAGAUUCACAGGAAUGCUGGGCUUCAGGGAUGGACGGAUCGAGCGCUCGGUGUUCCAAGCAAAGUACGAGGAGGCCACAGCCAGAGAGCAGCUGCAGGGCUCCAAGGAAAACCUCCUCCCCACCUCUGCUGAGCAGUGCCUGGCUGCCAUGCGGACCAGGAUCCAGACCAUCCAUGGGGACCACCUGACCGCGUUCCGACUGAUGGACAGGAAGCGUAAAGGUGUGGUCGACUGCCGUGAUUUCAAAGCGCUGUACGACAGCCUGAAGUUUUUCUGCAGCAAGGGAGAGUACCAGCGGCUGCUCGAUCUGAUUGGCCUGCAUCCCGGAAACAACCUGAACUACGCAGAAUUUGUCGGCGUGGUUGAAAAUGGUGGCAAACAGCGGAUACCAACAGCUGGCAUACAACAGCAGCUCCAUGAACUCCUGGCCCGUGAAGCACGUUCCAAGUGGGCAGCAAUGUCAAAGGUGCUGUGUCAGUUUGACAAACAUGGCCAGGGUUGGAUCUAUAAAAAGAGCUUAAGGGGACUCCUCUUCACCUAUGCUCUUCCCAUAAGACCCAACGAGUUUGAGGAGUUUUGGCUGAGGUAUGACCCAGAGGGGUGGGGCUCUGUAAAGGUUUGUGACUUUCUGGAAAGGCUGGGUCUUCAUCAGGAUGAGGAACUGAGGUCUGAAGGCCUGAAGAUGAACAAAUCUGUUGUCCAGCAGGAUGCUGACAGACCGAUCUCCUCUGAUGCCACCACGCUGGAGCAUAUAAAGCAGGUUUUGCAGAAAAACUACAAGAAGCUGAGUGAUGAUCUGAUUCAACUGGGAACCAAGAGAGACGGAACAGUGACAGUGGAGGAGCUGCUGAGCCUGUUACACUCCUACAGCUGCUCCGUUCAGAGAGAGCAGCUCAUAGAUCACCUGCACAGGCUCAAGGUUUCCAUGGAUUGUAACUGCAGGAGCUUUUCUUACCUGGACUUCCUGUCUACAUUUGACUAUGAAGCAAAGAAGUGUGAGCGUCCUCCUGCCUCCCCUGAUGCUGAGUCUUUGGACAGCCUCAGUCCACACAUGGCUCUGGUCAGGAUGAGAGAACUAGUCUCUGUCUCAGCACAUCAUUUAUAUAAGGCAUUCUCAGCCUUCGACCAGAGCAGGACAGGGACGGUCAGAGCUCUGGACUUUCGUCAGGUGCUGCAGAACUUUUGUGCUCGACUGUCUGACAAACAGUACAGAUACAUGCUGACCAAACUGCAGCUGGACGCUGAGAACUGCACAGUCAACUGGAAGGACUUCCUCAACAAGUUUCAGCUGCAGAGCCCACUGCUAUUAGAGAGAGCUGAGCCUGGCAGCAGGCAGCGAGGGACUAGCAGCAGAUCUCCCACCCAGACCAAAGCUGCUGGUGUCACUGAGCUCCUGCAGCAGAUCCACACACUGGUCUCAGGUCACUUGUAUGAAAUCAGCAGAGAGCUGGUGGACUUGGAUCCCUCCAACAGCGCUACGGUGUCUAAAGAGCACUUCAGACAGCUUUGUGAUCGCCACCACCUGAGACUCACAAACGACCAGUUUGAGUGUGUGUGGAGUCAGAUGCCUGUGAACGAGCAGAGGAAGCUGCAGUACCGAGAGUUUCUGCAGCGGUUUGGUGCGCUGAGCAGGACCCCUGACACUGAACCUUCACACGACCCCACGGAAACACAGCAUGGAUGCUCAAACACUCACGGUGUCGCUCUGCACCGCACUAAGUCUGCCCCCCAGUGCAGCUCCAGGCGUCCUGCCUCAGUGGGGAGGCCGGAAACAGGAAGCCCGCUGGGCACCGUGGAGAGGAGGCUGCGUGGGGCGGUGCAGCGCUGCUGGAAGGAGAUCCAGAGGAAAUGCACUGAGCUAGAUCCUCAACGAGAGGGACACAUCAGCACUGCCUCCUUCCUGGGGAUCCUCCAGGCUCUUAAUAUUAAGAUGACAGAAGAUCAGUUCAAACAUCUGGCUGGGAAACUGGACAUCGUGAAUAAUGGCCAUGUUUCAUAUCACAGCUUCCUUCGUCACUUCCUCCUGAACCUAAAACCAGCAGAGAGCAUGAGGACGUUUGAGCGACGAAGGCUCCCUCUUCCCACUGCAUCGAUGAGCCUGGGGAUUCUCAGUACAGAUGGAGUGGAGGUCAUGCUGAGGAUCUACGAGACAGUUUGCUCAUCCUGGACGUCCAUCAGACGCUGCUUCCUGGCAUCUGACCGCACUCGCACAGGAAGCGUCGCUGUGCAGGACUUUAGGAAGGUGCUGCGCCAUUUCAGCGUGAAUCUGUCGGAAGAGGAGUUCUUCCACAUCAGUUCUUAUUUUGACGCCAACACCACAGGGAAGAUCUGCUACAACAGCUUCCUCUGGAUGUUCCUCCACUGACCUUCACUGACACACCUCCAGCAGCUUCCACAGGACUCAGAUUUAUUCAACACUGUUGCAUUUGUAUGAUGAUAUGCUCUAAGAUUCCUGUCCUUAAUGGAUAAAACAGCAUCUUGGUGGUAACUAUGUCUUACCUUGACGCCCCUGGGAAGGUGUUCCCCUCAGCAUGGGUUGAGAACCAGUACUGCCAACAAAGAGUGCACUACUGACUGACUGUUAGCAAUUCAGGUUCUUGUCAUGUUUGGGAAUACCCAUUAUGUUGUCAGAAAGUGGUGGAGGGUAAGUUCUGAAGUAAUCUAUUCAAGUACAUAUUCAAGGUACUUUACUUGAGUAUGUACAUUUGGGAUAAAUUAGAUUUGUACUCCAUUACAUUUAGUUUCAAAGCUAUAGUGAGUAUUUACUUUGCAAAUUCAGAUAUAAUAAAAAUAUAGUGAACAGACCAAGCUUCCUAGAGUACAUGAAGUAACUGAAAUUAGUCCCACAAAGGACAAACUCUACUCUUUGACCCCUAUAGUGAGUGGAUCUAGUGGAUCUAGUAUGCUGUGGAGACCAGUUUAUCUGGGCCGACUUGCAACAAGGGUCACUAUAAAUCAAUACUCAGUGGUUCUGUGUGAUCACCUUUAUCGUGUGAUGACACAUUUCUAUCCCGAUGGUCUCUUCCAGAAUAACAAUGCCUCUAUCCUUAGGUAAGAAUUCUAUCUAUCUAUCUAUCUAUCUAUCUAUCUAUCUAUCUAUCUAUCUAUCUAUCUAUCUAUCUAUCUAUCUAUCUAUCUAUCUAUCUAUCUAUCUAUCUAUCUAUCUAUCUAUCUAUCUAUCUAUCUAUCUAUCUAUCUAUCUAUCUAUCUAUCUAUCUAUCUAUCUAUCUAUCUAUCUAUCUAUAUGAUAGUCACCAAAUCUCAACCCAACUGAGCAUUUGGGGGAGAUUUUAGACCCAGUGGUGGCAUAUAGUGGCUUACCACUUUACUAGUACACGUUGUUUUUUCUUUACUUUGUCAUCUGUCAGUUUAUAUUAUGUUGAAAUGGGCCAUUCUUAAUAAUGCUUACUUAAAGGACCUUGACUAACACUGUGGUAUUCUGAUUUUUACUGAAAUAAAAUUAUGGAUACUUCCUCUGGCACUGAGCAUGAUUUCACCUUGAAAGUUUGGCAUUUUCCAGUCACUGUCUUGCAUUUGGGCUGAACAGCGGUUAGCAGUGUCGCCUCACAGCUAGAAGAUCCUUGGUUCGCAUCUUGGCCUGGGCCUGGGAUCUUUCUGCAUGGAGUUUGCAUUUUAACUCCAUGCAAACUCCAUGCCAUGGAAUCACCAAUUAACCAUGCAUGGUUAAUUGGUGAUUCUAAAUUGUCCAUAGGUGUGAAUGAAUUUUCAGGGAAGGUCAGAAAUGACACAAGGACCAAGUGAUUAGAUUUUGGCAGUGAUGCGACUUAUAGUCCAUGGAUUUGUAAAAGAUUUCUGUGUCAUUGUGAGAUAGUGGCACAGCCUCACUGUAACUAUGACAACAAGUGAACACUACAUCAGCUGCCUGCUGACGAUCACAUGAUUGUGAUUGUACUACAAAUCCACCGCUGUGUACUCACGAGGACUUAUCCGUCAGAAAUGAUGCAGGGAACAAUUGAUAAAAUAUAUCAUCAAUUCCCGCCACCCACUACAUAUUUAGGUCGAUUUGGUAUACGUACAGAACGUACACAUGCAUAACACACGGCUGUGCUCAGCGCAAAGUCAUUUUGUUUGUGGGUACAUCUAUGUUAAAUGGACACAUUCUAUGGUGCCGUGAUUUCUGAACAUCAAUUACUAAUAAACAAAUGCUACAUUUUUUAAAAAAAAGAAAAAAAAAAGCUACAUUUCUGACAAUGCCAUAUGGGGUAAUGACCAGCCCUGGCAGAGUACUGCACUCUCUGAGCACUUUUCUUGUUGUGGUGACUGUCAGAACUCACAUGAGUAGCAGUGGAACCUCUGUAUGCUGCUCUGUGCAUUGAAUCAUUGCAUUGUGAAGGAAAAGCACACAUCCCAGGAAGGCAGAUAACCAGCUGAACCAACCUGAUUUACCAGAGUGGUCACUGAAACUGAUUUUACUAACUAGUUUCAGUGUCCACUCACACAGAUAUUGCUCCAAACAAAAAACAGAAUGAUUACCAUUGUGAGGUGUUACUCUGGAAACACUUCAUUUAAAUGUCUUAGUUUUAUGUCAAACCGGUUUCAAACCAAAUUUCUGAACUAAAUAUUUUUAAUAGUUUCAAUACAUAAUCUCACAUUAUGCUUUUAUUGCUUUUAAUAUAUUUAUAUGUGAAAUUAUCACAAAUUCUAACAAAGUAUCCUGGGAAGGGGCCUGCAGCUUAUUUUUGCCCCUGGACCCACAGAUGGGUUAAUGUGGCCCUGACAGCAACACUUUAGAAUUUCAAAUGUGAUCUGCCUCCGUUAUGACAAAUGGACUCAUCAAGGGAAUUGAACUGAGAAACAAGAAAAAACAAAGAUUAACAAGGAGAGAUUGAUAAAUGAUUUGAGAGUUGUUCACUGUAUUCUCCA